CCGCCAAAAUGUCUGCCGAACCUCGCUGGGACCCCAACUUCACUCCCUAUGUCAUCAAUGCCAUGGGCCCCAAGACUCCCGAGCGUGCUCGUGUGAUUCUGGGCUCUCUGAUCAAGCACAUCCACGACUUCGCUCGUGAGGUCGAGCUCACUCCUGCCGAGUGGAUGAUGGGUGUUGAGUUCAUCAACUCCAUCGGUCAGAUCAGCACUCCCAUCCGCAACGAGUGCCACCGUAUCUGCGACGUUAUUGGUCUCGAGUCCCUUGUCGACGAGAUCGCCAACAAGAUCGUCACCGAGCAGGGUCUCUCCCCCACCUCCAACGUCAUUCUCGGCCCCUUCUGGUCUCCCAACGCCCCCUUCCGUGAGCUCGGCGACAGCAUCAUCCAGAACCCCCUCCCCAACGGCCAGGUUACCUGGAUGCACGGCCGCAUCACCGACAUGGAGACGGGCAAGCCCAUCGUCGGCGCUGUCCUCGACAUCUGGCAGGCGUCCGCCAACGCGAUGUACGACUUCCAGGACCCCGAGCAGAGCGAGAACAACCUCCGCGGCAAGUUCCGCACCAACGAGAACGGCGAGUACUUCUGGUACUGCUACCACCCCACCGCCUACUCGCUGCCCACCGACGGGCCCGCCGGUGUGCUCCUCAACCUCAUGGACCGCUCUCCCUUCCGCCCCGCGCACAUCCACCUCAUGAUCACCCACCCCGACUACGCCACCAUCAUCAACCAGCUCUACCCCUCCACCGAUCCCUACCUUGACAUCGACUCCGUGUUCGCCGUCAAGAACGAUCUGAUCGUUGAGUUCAAGCCCAAGACCGACGACCCCAAGGCCACCUUGGACCUGGAGUACAACGUCACGAUGGCGCUCAAGAAGCACCACCCCAACCCCAACUCGGCUCCUCCCGUUUCCUCCUUCGAGCGCUUCAACAAGGGUCAGAAGUUGUAAGACGUCCGAGAGAGUUGAUUCUGUGCAAAAUGUCUUGUGUAUAUAAAUUUUAGCGAUUGUGGUUUUCUUUUUGAGAUGAAUACCUCGAAUGUUUC
Molecule: messenger RNA, 1039 nt
Organism: Aspergillus aculeatus ATCC 16872
Lineage: Eukaryota; Fungi; Ascomycota; Eurotiomycetes; Eurotiales; Aspergillaceae
Product: putative catechol dioxygenase
Exons: 2
Coding region: 9-944 (311 amino acids)
Biological process (GO): catechol-containing compound metabolic process
Molecular function (GO): ferric iron binding; catechol 1,2-dioxygenase activity
Source: RefSeq, a predicted model, not a curated record